CAAUCAAAUAUUGGAUGGGUUAGAUGGCAUGGUGUAGGCUUUGAUUCGAGAAUAAUAAUAAUCUUGUCUUGGCUUGACUGGACUUGUAUUGGAUAGGUAGAUAUAUAUAUAUAUAUAGAGAGAGAGAGAGAGAGAGAGAGAGAGAGAGAGAGAGAGAGUGUGUGAUAUUGUAAAACCAUCUAUAAUCUAUCUACUUUGACUUGGAGUUGCCUUUGCCUUUGUGAUGAAUACAAGUCCCUCUCCCCUCCUAAUUCCCUUCCAUUCCCAAACACACACAUACCCUGGCCUUCCUUGCUUCCUUCCAGCCAGCCAGCCAGCCAGACUGCCAAUUCCAAACAAGGCUGGCAUGAUUCGGCAAGGCCGAUUAUUCCCUUGAGAUCAUAACAGAGCAGAGCAUAACAUAAAAGACCCCAACCCCAAUCAAGUCCACCGCAUCUCAGUUCUUCAACCCACCACCACCAUCACCAAUUCAUGUCCACGCUCGCGCCCGCGCCCUUCUUUCCUAGUAUUUCAACAACGGUAGUAGUUGUUGUUGCAGCAGUACUACUUCUCCUGAUUCUCUAUGCACCUGGUUCCAGAGGGCAGGGCAUCAUCAACAAUAAUACUCAAUGCCCUUCUUCGUCCUCUUCUUGUGGCAGCAUCCGAGACAUUCGGUUCCCUUUCAGAUUGAGGACCGACCCCAGCUCUUGCGGAUACAACAGCCCUUAUUUCCAGCUCGACUGCCUCAACGAUCGGCCUCUUCUCACCCUCAAUUCCAGGCGCUACUAUUACGUGCAAGAGAUCAAUUAUGAUGACUACUCCGUCAGGCUAUCCGAUCCCGGCGUGUUCAUGGGGCCGGGCAGAACAAACCUCUCUUCCUGCCCCCUUUACUCCAACACCUACGAUGAUUGGCCCGCCACCAUCUUUGCCAACUUCCUUGAUUUCAAUGUGCCGGUAGCCUUUAUCCACUGCUUGUCUCCUCCUCCGGUCAACUCUAAACAAUAUGUGAAGGCCCCUUUCUGCGGCAGCACGACCCGAAUCUUUGCAAAUUCUUCCGAGUUUCAUAGUUAUGCCUUGGUUGGAAGGUUUGUGGUGUCGGAUCUGGAGGAGCUGUGUACGGUGGACAUGGUGACUCAGGCCUCCAUCCGUGGGCCUAUGACCAUGAGUGGUGACAACUCUUCUUCAUUGGCGAGGAUUUAUGAUGGGCUGGCGUAUGGGUUCGAGCUUUCGUGGUUUCGAGUCCUUUGUGACGACUGUGAGAGGAGCAAUGGGUUUUGCAGCUUGGAAGGGAACGCCAUUACUUGCCGGAAGUACUGCAGUGAGGACAUCCCACUUUCUAAGUUGAGCUUUAAAUGUCAAUUCGAGUAUUGGGGAGUGAUAAUUGGAGCUUACGGUUUUUUGUCAAUUGCUGGCCUUAUUGGUCUGAGAUUUGUAAUUGGAUUCCCUCUUCUCAUGUGGCUCGUGGUGUACAAGUGGAGGAGACGGCAUUUGUCCAUGGAUGAAUCCAUCGAAGAGUUUCUGAGGAGCCACAACACUCUCACGCCCGUAAAGUACAGUUACUCAGAGAUCAAGAAGAUGACCGAAAAUUUCAACCAAAAAUUGGGUGAAGGAGGGUAUGGAACGGUGUACAAAGGAAAACUUCGCAGUGGGCCUGAGGUGGCAGUGAAGCUGAUGGACCAAUCUACGGCGAGCGAGGAGGAAUUCAUAAGUGAAGUUGGCACAAUCGGGCAGAUUCACCAUGUCAAUGUGGUGCAGCUCAUUGGUUUCUGUGUGGAAGGCUCCAAGUAUGCUUUGGUGUACGAGUACAUGUCCAACGGCUCCCUUGAUAGGUAUAUCUUCAACCAGCAAAGCCUAGACAUCCUUGCUUUGAAUUACGAGACCAUGUUUGAAAUUGCGCUGGGAGUGGCCCGCGGGAUUGGGUACCUGCACCACGGCUGCAACAUGCAAAUCCUGCACUUUGACAUCAAGCCGCACAAUAUAUUACUUGACGAGAAGUUCAACCCCAAGAUAUCUGAUUUUGGGCUUGCCCAACUGUACCCGGCGGGUGGCAGUACGAUAAACCUACCGGCUGCAAGGGGGACGAUAGGGUACAUGGCACCGGAGAUGUUCUACAGAAACAUUGGGAGCAUCUCGUACAAGGCUGAUGUGUACAGUUUCGGAAUGUUGCUGAUGGAAAUGGCGGGUAGAAGGAAGAGCAGGAACCCCCCUGCGGAAGAUGCAAAGCAAGUGUACUUCCCGUGGUGGGCGUACGAGCAGCUCCGUGCGGGGAAGGACAUAGAAAUUGCGGACGGGAUUGGGGAGGAGGAAAGAAGGAUGGCGAGAAGGAUUGUGAUGGUGGGGCUGUGGUGCAUUCAAAUGGCGCCGUCGGAUCGGCCAGCAAUGAACAGAGUGGUUGGCAUGCUUGAAGGUGAUUCGGAUAUAGAGAUGCCUCCAAAGCCAUUCGUUGCUCCGCGGGGCAUGGGAGGAGGAGGUGGUGCUGCUGCUGCUGCUGAGGAUGAUGGUGGUGGAACAUCAACAUCGAGAACCUACGCCGUAGAUUAUAUCAAUUGGGAUUUAUGAAUGGAUGAUGAUUAUUGAUUCUUGUACCAUGUAUGCUGCUAUGGAACAGCCAUUAGCUUGUAAAUGCAAAUGCAAUUGAGGGGAAGGGAAAGGGAAAGGUAGCUUGGACAGAAGAAGAAGAGUGUAUGAAAGAAGAAUUGAAGAUGUACGGAUAGAUAGAUUGAUAGAAACCCCUUUCUUUGAGGUUGAAAAGCUAAUAAGCAACUAAAAGCAUACAUUUGGAUUUCCUGAGUCUAUGUUCCGGACAGGACAGGACAGGACAGCCCAGCCGUGGGAGAUGAGUGAGAUGAGCUACCUACAGGCUACAGCCUACAACAACAUUAGCAAAGCCUCAUUUUGACGGAUAAUGGGCCCAGCCCAGCCCAAUACGAUAUCCGCGUAUGCACGAGGCUUCUCAUUCCUAAUAAUCUAUAAUCCACCUGUAACAACAACAAUAACAAUUCAUAAUAAUAAUUAUUAUGGGUUGGCUUGAUUUUCAGGGAUUGAGCUACAACCUAAAUCCAUUUUUUAUA
Molecule: messenger RNA, 3050 nt
Organism: Andrographis paniculata
Lineage: Eukaryota; Viridiplantae; Streptophyta; Magnoliopsida; Lamiales; Acanthaceae
Product: rust resistance kinase Lr10-like
Exons: 4
Coding region: 472-2538 (688 amino acids)
Biological process (GO): protein phosphorylation
Molecular function (GO): protein kinase activity; ATP binding; polysaccharide binding
Source: RefSeq, a predicted model, not a curated record